UCGAAUUGAAAAUUGAAUCUCUCUCCCACUGCUUCUCAAUAUGUCUGGGGGAGAAUCGCAAAAACAGAGCACUCUCAGAGGUUUCCUGUCGUUCCGAACACUCUAUACUCUCGCCAUCAUCGUCGUCUUCCCUGCAAGUGGAAUUGUAAGCUUUAAAGACGUGGCAUUCACACUCUUCUCCCUGGUAUAUGUGUUCUUCCUCUCCAAGGUAGCCUUCCCUAUUCUGAAUCCUGCCACUGACCCCCGAGUCUUCGGCAAGAACAAUAAGUUCCUGAAGCUCUACGUCCCCUUCACAGCUUUGAUUGGUCUUAUUCUUCCAAUUGGUUACAUCAUCCAUGGAAUCUUUGAAGGCGACAAAGAAGGAAUCAAAGCAGCUGCUCCCCACAUCUUCCUUCUAUGCAGUCAAGUUUUCAUGGAAGGUCUUACCUUCAAUGCCGGAUUCUCGAUUCCGAUCUUUGCUUUUGUUCCAGUGUUCUACAAUUCGAGGAGGAUCUUCACGAUUGUGGAUUGGUUGAGGGCUGAGAUGGGGAAGACAGUGAACGGCGAAUUGGUUGGAUCGGCGAUAAGAGUCUAUUUUGGGAGAGGGGUUGCAGUGGCUAAUCUACUACUAUGGUCCUUCAAUCUGUUUGGUUUCUUAUUGCCCGUCUUUCUCCCCAGAGCUUUUAAGAGAUAUUAUGGCUAUAAGGAGAAGGUUUGAAGAAGCAGUUCUUUCUUUCUUAUAAUCUUACUCUGUUCGAAUAAGAUGUAUUUUUAUUUUGUAAUCCUAUUCCUACCUGCCCUUUAUAGUUUCUAUUUU
Messenger RNA from Telopea speciosissima, 796 nucleotides. RefSeq lists its product as uncharacterized. Lineage: Eukaryota; Viridiplantae; Streptophyta; Magnoliopsida; Proteales; Proteaceae. The record is from RefSeq and is a predicted model, not a curated record. The transcript has 2 exons. Bases 41 to 697 code for a protein of 218 amino acids.